UCGCCUCUGAAACGCGCGUACGGGCAGGCGAUUCAGCAGCUCGCCCGCCAACACGUCUAUCAUAUUGAUAAGGUAGACUUCCUAUCUACGUACAAGCAGGUUAGGGAUCAAGCUAUUACAGAGAAGAACAUUCAGGCUGGGUUUCUAGCUACUGGGCUUGUGCCAUACAGCCCUGAGCGCGUCUUAUCCUCCCUACCUAUCGUCUGAACGCCUUCACCCUGUCAGCUAGUAGGCAACGCAGAGGGACAGUGGACAGCUGAGACGCUGCAUACAGUAGAUUAGCUCCAGAAGCAGGCUUAGCAUAUCCAGGACCUGCUUCGCCGACAAUCACAGAGCCCUACUAAUCAAGCUAUCCGCCAGCUUGUAAAGGGGUGCCAGCUUGCUAUGCACUCAGCUACUAUCCUUGUAGAGGAGAAUACAAGGCUUCAGGCAGCUGUACAGCGUAAAGAGCGUAAAAAAAGGCAGCGCCGACAGUAUAUUGCCCGUAGAGGAGCUCUACAGGCUCAGGAAGGCCAGAGGCUAGCUACAGAGGCUGAUAGGGUAGUCUAA
Messenger RNA from Periconia digitata, 549 nucleotides. The record is from the annotation of a GenBank genome assembly. NCBI's taxonomy places the organism in Eukaryota, Fungi, Ascomycota, Dothideomycetes, Pleosporales, Periconiaceae.